Penicillium macrosclerotiorum is the source of this 441-nucleotide messenger RNA. RefSeq names its product DASH complex subunit DAD2. Lineage: Eukaryota; Fungi; Ascomycota; Eurotiomycetes; Eurotiales; Aspergillaceae. Gene Ontology annotation, cellular component: DASH complex; mitotic spindle midzone; mitotic spindle pole body. The coding region runs from base 1 to 441 and encodes 146 amino acids. The transcript is spliced from 3 exons. Gene Ontology annotation, biological process: mitotic cell cycle; attachment of spindle microtubules to kinetochore. The record is from RefSeq and is a predicted model, not a curated record.
AUGCCCUCAGAGAUCGUCCCAUCUUGGAACGCGUCCGACCGCUCUGCAAUGGCGUACUCAUCGCGGCCAACUUCCAUGCUGCCGGGCGGUGGGCUUCGUCAGCCCGCCUCCCAGCCCUCGUCCGCGCUGACAACGCGUAUCGCGGCCAAAAAGGCCGAGCUCGAGAAUCUCCGCCAGCUGCGGGAUUUGAGCAGGACCCUAGCCACGCAGAUGCAGGCGCUCGAGAACAAGAUUGCCACGUUGAAAGAUGGCACCGAAGCGGUUGCAUGUGUACUUGCGAAUUGGGACAAUGUCCUGCGCGCCAUCAGUCUGGCCUCCAACAAGGCUGGUGGGCUACGUGAGGCCACCGGGCCCGAGAACGAGGCGCCUCCGACUGAACCCCGCUUACCAGCCACCUUGGUUCGCAUCCCCGCUGAGCCACGAGAGAAAACUGGGGAAUGA